AGAGGGAGAAAAUGUAACAACCUGUAUAACUGAAUAGGGGUAUUGGGGUAAUUCCAUGAUAAGCCUGGUCAGCUGUAUAAAAGGGAGAAGUCGACGAUGAAAUAAAUCCUUCUGAGUUCUGAUCUGUAUUCUCUGUUUUUCCUCUGCUUUCUCUGAAAUUCCAAUUCUCCAAACACUUCGUCUUCCCUAGCUAGAUAUCUUCGACCCAAGAUCCUUACAGAAAAAGGAAGAGAGCGCGAGACAGAUUGACGAGCGAAAGGGAAACGCGACGAAACGGAAAGAGAGAGGAAUCCAGCAAUCGUUCAUGGAAUGGAAAACGAACAGGGUCAUGGUCAGGAGCAGGAGCAGGAGCAGAAUCAACCAGCAGCAAACCCUCGAGCUCAACCAAGGGCCUGCAACGUGUGUUCCUUUACUGGCGACAAUCUCAGAGCCCUUAAAGCGCACGUCAAUGAUUCGCAUUUCAAGUAUAAGGAGCGCUGCGAUAAUUGCGGGUGGGCUUACAGAUUACGGAAGCAUCUCCAGGAUCACCAAGAGGAGUCCCGUCAUUAGGGUUCAGCCUUUCAAGAGAUCUUGUUGUCUUGGUCAUGUUGCGGCUUUCAAGUUAUCUUGCUGUCUUCUUGGGUCAUGCGUUAAGUUUUCUCCACUGGCUGCCACAGUGAGAGUACUUGAGAUUGAUAGGAUCAUCAUUGCCGGAGGAAAAGGGGUUUUGUCACCAGCUGCUGAAGUAGGUAUAUUUCGCGACGAUAAGGAACUUCUUGGGAGCACCCUUUCUACAUCUCAAGAGGAGUUGCAGAGGAGCAAGCGAAAGUCGAGUCCAAUGAGCUACGGUUCAUCUGUUGGAGAGAAAGUUGAUUCCUGGCUGAGCAAGCGAAAGUUGAGGCGCAUGAGCUGCGGUUCAUCAGUAGAAAGGAACAUCUGGGCAGCUGCUUUCCCCCUUGUGUCAAAAUGCUACUGAUGUUAGGAUGCAACAGAACUACAUAAGUGACCAAUGGUGGGCAUUUCCUGACUUCUAUGAAACUUGGCUGCUAAUUUUCAGAGAAGAAGAAGAUUACCAAACGUGUAAGCAAAGUUUGAUUUUGGUGUUAGGGUGACCUGACUAAAGUGAAGUUGUUCUAGGCCUAGCGAUGAAAAUGUAGAUAUGACAUUUCUGCACUUAUAGAUAGACGAUGGUGAUAUAUGUGUUUGUCAGCUUGAGAUAACCAUCAUCAAUGACACGGUAGAACAUUUGUCGCCUUCUGUCCA
Linum tenue is the source of this 1242-nucleotide messenger RNA. The record is from the annotation of a GenBank genome assembly. NCBI's taxonomy places the organism in Eukaryota, Viridiplantae, Streptophyta, Magnoliopsida, Malpighiales, Linaceae.